Messenger RNA from Spinacia oleracea (spinach), 1961 nucleotides. The record is from RefSeq and is a predicted model, not a curated record. NCBI's taxonomy places the organism in Eukaryota, Viridiplantae, Streptophyta, Magnoliopsida, Caryophyllales, Amaranthaceae.
CAAUACACUUGCUUCACAAAAGUUUGUAUUGUAUUUUACUUGUAUCAGAUAUAAACUUCUGUUUCUUUCUAUUACCUCACAACAGCUAUUUCUAUUUUUAAAAAUUGUUCCUUUGUGUACAUUUCCAAACCAAAAAAAUAAAUCCAAACACACCCUUAAUUUAUUUAUUUUUCCCACCUUUAACCCUACGCCAUAGUCUCCCUCUUUCUCGCGGCGUUUCUGGCUCCCUUUUCUCUCUCCAAACAAAAAUGGCGUCUAUACUUCGGUGCCCAUGUCCAGCUACUAAAUCGACCCCUUUCUCUCAAACCCCAUCAAAACCCGUCCUCAAUCUAUGUUCCCUCAAAUUCUCACCUCGAAACCCCAUUAAAUGUAACUUGGCAGAGCAAUUGAAGGCUGCGGAAAAUGGGAAACCCCCAUCUUCUUCCUAUUCUCGUUCAUCUGGAAUGGACCAGCAAUCAUUCCCCUCAUUUAUGGCUUCUACGCAUUUCGAUAGUUCUAUUAAUCGGAAUGAUACCCGUCUUCGGAUUUUCUCCGGUACCGCCAAUCCUGCUCUUGCUCAGGAAAUUGCUUGUUAUAUGGGUCUCCAGCUUGGAAAAAUAAAGAUCAAACGUUUUGCUGACGGUGAGAUUUAUGUUCAACUCCAAGAGAGCGUUAGAGGUUGUGAUGUUUUUCUUGUUCAACCUACAUGUCCACCUGCCAAUGAGAACCUUAUGGAACUUCUGAUAAUGAUUGAUGCGUGCCGAAGAGCUUCAGCAAAAAAUAUAACCGCGGUUAUACCAUAUUUUGGAUAUGCUAGAGCUGAUCGAAAGACACAAGGACGUGAAUCGAUAGCAGCCAAACUUGUUGCUAACCUGAUAACAGAAGCUGGUGCUAAUCGAGUACUUGCUUGUGAUCUUCAUUCUGGGCAGUCAAUGGGAUAUUUUGAUAUACCGGUGGAUCAUGUAUAUGGUCAGCCUGUGAUUCUAGAUUACCUAGCAAGCAAGACAAUAUGUUCAGAUGAUUUAGUUGUCGUUUCACCGGAUGUUGGUGGAGUCGCCAGAGCUCGUGCUUUUGCGAAGAAGUUAUCUGAUGCACCACUUGCCAUUGUUGAUAAGAGGCGCCAUGGGCACAAUGUUGCAGAGGUAAUGAAUUUGAUUGGUGAUGUUAAGGGAAAAGUAGCAGUUAUGGUGGAUGAUAUGAUAGAUACAGCUGGUACAAUUUCUAAAGGGGCAGCCCUCUUGCACCAGGAAGGAGCAAGGGAAGUCUAUGCAUGUAGCACACAUGCUGUCUUCAGUCCUCCUGCUAUUGAAAGGUUAUCCAGUGGUUUGUUUCAAGAAGUAAUCAUCACAAAUACAAUUCCUGUCUUGGAGAAAAACUACUUCCCCCAGCUUACUGUACUGUCAGUUGCAAAUCUUUUGGGCGAGACCAUUUGGCGUGUUCAUGAUGACUGUUCUGUUGGAUUUGAACCUUACUCAAGCUUGGGGAUUGAUUAAUGUGUUGGCUGUAAAAUAGUUCUCACCAUCUUGCAACAUGGAACUGUAAUGUCGUAUGCCAAUUGGAUUUUUCAAGCAUCCAAGGGCUCCUUGCUUUCUCUCGAGCUGUCGCGGAUUAGUAAAGACUGUGAUACAAUCGUGAGUACUCAUACUCCAAAUCAUAUUAGAAUUAGUAAGAUAGUCAUCAGGGGACUUGUAAUCUCCCCCCAUCCGCAAAACUUGUUGUACCAAUUUUUUUGUAGGAGCUUACCUGAUAUGAUUAUUACUUGUUUCCUGCUACCAGACAAUCCUUGGAUUUUUCUGUUUGUAUAUACAGAGUGUAUCUUUAGAUUUUGUAGGACUAAACUUCUCUUAUUUUUUCCCCUGCUACCAGACGAUUCUUGGAUAUUUGUAUUUUUGUUUGUUUGUAUGUACAGAGUGUAUCUUUGGAUUUUGUAGGACUAAACUUCUGUUUACUAUGACAAGUUGCAUAUUAGUGCUUUAAUACAA